Zophobas morio is the source of this 1147-nucleotide messenger RNA. It is a transcript of the gene Bond, whose product is annotated as james bond. Bases 118 to 948 code for a protein of 276 amino acids. Gene Ontology annotation, cellular component: endoplasmic reticulum membrane. Gene Ontology annotation, molecular function: fatty acid elongase activity. Lineage: Eukaryota; Metazoa; Arthropoda; Insecta; Coleoptera; Tenebrionidae. The record is from RefSeq and is a predicted model, not a curated record. Gene Ontology annotation, biological process: fatty acid elongation, saturated fatty acid; fatty acid elongation, monounsaturated fatty acid; sphingolipid biosynthetic process. The transcript is spliced from 6 exons.
UCUUCUUCUCAGUUCUAAGAGAGUAGUUACACGAAUCAGUUCUAGCCUAUCUAUUAGUGACAGUGGUGAAGUACCAUUUUAAUAAUUGUCGCUUGUGUUAAACUGACAACAAGUACCAUGACGUCGUUCAUGCGUGUGGUGGUUGAAAACUACAACGAACUGAUGGAAAGCAAAGGAGAUCCUGAAGUAGAUUCAUGGCUCUUCAUGACAUCUCCCUUGCCAGUAAUCACCAUCCUCAUAGUGUAUUUCUACUUUGUUCUAAUAUUGGGACCCAAAUUGAUGGAAAACCGACAACCCUUUGACUUGAAGGGUGUCCUUAUCGGCUACAACUUCUACCAAGUAAUUUUUAGUUUGUGGCUGUGUUCCCAAGCAUUAACUGUGAAGAGUGCGCUACCGAUUUUUUUUAACUCGACGUGCAGAAACCCAUCCCAAAAUAAAGACUUCCAAAUUGCGCUGAACAGCGGAGCUUGGUGGUACUUCUUUUCCAAAAUCGUUGAACUCCUGGAUACCGUUUUCUUCGUUUUGAGGAAGAAACAAUCUCAGGUGACCUUCCUGCACGUGUAUCACCACUCUUGUACCAUGUUCUUCUCCUGGGGAUAUUUGAAAUUCUUGCCAGGUCCACAAGGAGCCGUGAUCGGUUUGCUUAACUCCUUCGUACAUGUGGUGAUGUACACGUACUACUUGAUUGCGGCUUUGGGACCCAAGUACCAGAAGUACCUCUGGUGGAAAAAGUACAUGACUUGGAUGCAACUCACCCAGUUUGGCAUCAUGUUGGCUUAUCUCGUGGGGAUCAUCGCCAUGGAUUGCAAGCUCCCGAAAGCUUUGACGUUCUUCUUUGUUGGCAACGUCGUCGUGUUUCUUUACCUCUUCGGCAACUUUUACAAAAACGCAUACAAAAAAUCCAACAGUUCGCUAAAGGGAGAAGCUAAGACUAUCAAAGUUCAGUAAUUCUGCUGCCGUUUUAGGAGUUAAAAGUUUAUAAGUCUGUGUAAAUAUGCUUAGGUUUUAUGUUAUUUAUAUAAUUGUCACUAUUUAAUUUUGUUAAGGGUUUGAGGGAGUCAUUUGUUACUCCUUUUUAAAUCCAGGGCGAGUGUUUUAGAAUUUGUCAUGAACUGUGUUAUAAAAUAAAAAUAUAAAAUCCACGAAA